AAAUGUCGUGAAGCGUGGUCGGCGGGGCUUGCGGCGCACAGAGUGACCGGGCCCGGCGCCCUGCAGCCUAUGCCCCGUCUCCCGGCGGCCGCCUACCCUCUCCUGCUCCAUGUGGGGCCCCGGCCGGGCUCUCAGCCUCUCCUCCUGUUCCUCCUUCCACUAUGGCCCGGAAAACAGUUAGCAGGAAGCGGAAAGCGGCGGCGUCUGCCGCCGCGGGGCCCGGGGGGCUCCAUGGGGAGCAGUAUGAUUGGGAUCACUCAGUUCACAAAAGGAGAAGACUGUCCCCGGUGAAAAGGUCUCUGGUAUACUACCUGAAAGGUAGAGAGGUGAGGGUGCAGAAUGAGUCCAGCUAUCACCGCUUGUUGCAUGGGUAUGCAGCUCAGCAGCUUCCCAACCUUCUGAAGGAGAGAGAAUUUCACCUCGGAACCCUUAACAAAGUGUUUGCUUCCCAGUGGCUGAACCACCGACAAGUGGUGUGUGGGACAAAAUGCAACACAUUAUUUGUAAUAGAUGUCCAGACUGGUCAAAUUACCAAGAUACCUAUUCUGAAAGAUCGUGAACCUGGCAUGGUGAACCAGCAGGGAUGUGGCAUUCAUGCCAUUGAACUCAACCCCUCAAGGACUCUUCUGGCCACCGGUGGAGACAACCCCAACAGCCUUGCAAUUUAUCGUCUGCCUACACUUGAUCCUGUCUGUGUGGGAGAUGAUGGACAUAAGGACUGGAUAUUUUCAAUUGCGUGGAUCAGUGAUACUAUGGCUGUUUCUGGUUCCCGGGAUGGUUCCAUGGGUCUGUGGGAAGUGACAGAGGAUGUGUUGUCCAGAAGUGAUGCUAGGCAUAACCUCUCUCAAGUUCCUGUCUAUGCCCACAUAACACACAGGGCUCUGAAGGAUAUCCCCAAGGAGAACACCAAUCCUGACAACUGCAAAGUCCGAGCACUGGCUUUCAACAAUAAGAACAAGGAGCUGGGAGCUGUGUCCCUAGAUGGGUAUUUUCACCUUUGGAAGGCGGAGCACAUGCUAUCAAAGUUACUUUCCACGAAGUUGCCAUACUGCAGGGAGAACGUGUGCUUGGCUUAUGGUCAGGAGUGGUCGGUGUAUGCAGUAGGGUCGCAGGCACACGUUUCCUUUCUGGAUCCCAGGCAGCCUUCUCACAAUGUGAAAUCCGUCUGUUCCAAAGAACGAGGCAGUGGUAUUCGAUCAGUGAGCUUCUACGAGCACAUCAUCACAGUGGGCACAGGGCAAGGCUCCCUGCUGUUCUACGAUAUCAGAGCCCAGAGGUUCCUGGAUGAAAAGCCCCCACGUGCCUGCUAUGGACAGAAGCAGAAAUUAGGAGGAAGUGAAAUCUUGAAGUUGACUACUGGGAAGGGCUGGCUGAACCAUGAUGAAACCUGGAGGAAUUAUUUUUCUGACAUAAAUUUCUUCCCAAAUGCUGUUUACACACACUGCUACGACUCGUCUGGAAUGAAACUCUUUGUGGCAGGAGGCCCCCUUCCGUCAGGACUUCAUGGGAAUUAUGCUGGUCUCUGGAGCUAAUGAUAACUCUUUAUAAAUGCUGAUCUUUACAGAUUUCCACUUAUCUUUUCCUUUUUUUUUAACAAAGAAAUUGUGUGAUGCCAUUGAUUUGAUUUAAAUGCAAGUUAUUUUUUGGCAGAGUUUUCUGUUGGUCUCCAACAGUUUUGUACAUCCUUUUGAGCCAAUUUUUUGCUUUAACCUCCUUGAUCCUUUAUAUGAAGGGUUUUUGAAAUUGCUUGUUAUCAUUUACUCCAAAUUACUCUUCCCCUACAUUAGGCUAUCUUGGCCACGUGCCCCCUCCCCUACUUUGCUGUGAGGUAGGAUUCCUUUCUUAUAGAGUGAUUGCUCCUGGGCUUUCUGUGAAAGUCUUGAGGCUUCAUGUGUGCAGGUACUUUGUGUCAGUUGUUACAUUACCUGGAGUGAGGACUACUUGUAAUUUAAAAAAAAAAUAAUAUUUAUAAGAGAUAAGCUACUACUUUAUCUGCAAGAGCCUGACCCUGGCCUGGGUUGAUCUUAUUUUUUAAAAGUACAAGUCUAAUGACACUAUUUAUAUGUAGAGGAAUGUGUUACUUUAAAUUCUACUCAUUGGAGCCCAGGGACAGAUUCCCCAGGGGUAUUGCCCAUGAAGCCCAAACUGCACAAGUGAAAAAGUUCUCAAAAAAUUCAUUUGUAUUUGUAAUUUUCAGGAGAAAAAAAAAAAGAAGUUGCUGUUCUGAUCCUUCUCUGCCUGUCCUAGGUAGCAGCUUGCACAACUGGAGUUUGCAUAGGCUGUUGUGCAGCCUGGCUGUUGCAGGGUGAUGUCAUGUUGAGGGCCUACAGAAGUGCUGAGAGGAAAAGGGGGCUAGGGACAGGCGUAUUCUUGUCCUUCAAAAUGAACUAAAUCUACGAGUUUUCCAGAUGAGCCAAGGUUCCCAAGAGUGCUGCUGCUGUAGCACAUUGGUUCUUCACAAACUGCCUAGAAUCCAGGGCCUUUUUUGUCCCAGGUUGUGGAAACUUUCCAUUUCAGCUGUUGGGGUUGGCUGUCUCUAAUAAGCCAGUGGAGUAAACAAAGUACUUGUUCUCCAGGCUAAGGAGUGCAUCUCAGACCUAACACAAGCUGGAAGUUUCCUAUGUAGAAAGAUAACUUGCUGUCAGCUCAUGUUAUGUUCACAUCUGUCAUCCUGCUUGCUAUAGGAGAGGCUUAGUCUUUCCCCAAAUCCUUUCUUGGCUUUUGCAUUCAAACUCUCUUCAACUUUGUGUGAAACUGGGUGUGGAGAAUAGGUCUGAUGUCUUUCAGAUGCAGCUCUGAAGUGUAUUCAUAUCAGGAGGAUGGUCUUACUUCACAUCUGGCCAAAAAGCAGGGCUCCAGGGUGCUCCUCCUAGCCUUUUGGCACCAAACUCAGCUUGUUACUGAUGCCUCUCUCCUCUGCUGGGAUGAAUGCCUUUCCCCUGCCCUUGUCACUUCAUUGCUUUGGUGCUAAAUGAGCAAUUGAAGCUGAGAAGAAAGGCCAGGCUGGGAUGUGCUCUGUUCUCCCAUCUCAGCUGGAGAUCACAGCCACCACUGCAGAACAGCUUGUCACUUAUGCAGUCUGCAUGUGACUAUGCAGUCCCUCUCUUCUUUGUAUUUAUCUUCAUCAGGAACACCAAGCAGUGAGCCUCGGGUUUAAUUUCCAUUUGGUAGAGGAGAACUGGAUUAAAAUCCUGUAAGGAAUGCAGUUCUCUCCCAUCUGGGUGGAAAUGCUGGCAAGAGAGGAGGUCUCCCAGAGUACAUCUGUCUCAGAGGUAUAAUUAACUCACACUAAGCAUUGGCACAGGGGCUUCACAAGCAGAUCUUUUUGUGGUAUUUCAUAAUUCUACUUCUCUUGUGGGUUGGUUGCUUAAACUGAACCAGUUGGUGGUGCUGCAUCUGUGGCUGUUGGGGCUUUUCUCUGAAAAAGGGCACAUGAUAACUCUGUAGGGCAGGGAAGGAGCUCUCAAAUGUUAGAGUUUUUCAUUGUUUUUCAAAGAUGUUGUUCCUUCUGGGAAGGAUUACAGUCAUGACACACCUUCAGGCUUUUCAGUCAUGUGGGAUCACUUGAGCUGCUGUUAAGGGAAGCAGUUAAUUUUACUGCUCAGCUCUUUCAGUAGGCUACCAUGUUGAUUUGGGGAUAUUUAGGUAUUACAUUUUCAGUAUUCAUAAUAACAGGUAAUCUAGCUUGUAAUUAUUGAUGGAGUUGGUAAUACCCAGCUUUGUAGAUACAGGGUAGCAAUCUCUCAGUAACAAUUGAGUGUUACGUGGUGGACGUUCAUAAGGAAGCAGAAGCUACUUUGCAGUCUUGGCUUGAGCACAGUGAUGAGAGUGGUGCUUGGCCUCUUCACCAAACAACUUAUCGCUGGUACUUUCUUCAGCUUUCUCCCUUGUACAAUCAGGGUCAGCUAGGCAGAAUCGUUAGUGCUCUUCUCGAAUGCUUUCUGGGGUUGUAGUAAAGAAAUGAGUCUGUUUGUUUGGUUCCCUAAUCAGUGCUCCUGGUGUUAGUCUGAUGUGAGUAAAUUACCAAAGAAUAGUUAGUAAGCAUUUGUUACUAUUCUCACUUGUUAAUUUUCCAAAUGGAUCCAUUUUACAGAUUCAUUGCAAGAGUGUCCUGUUAUCUUACUGGACUUUGUCCACAAAGGUUACAUUCACAUUGCAGGUGACUCCCUGAAGGAGGUAGACUCUUGAACUUCAUUAUGGGGAUAUAUUUGUUGCCUCCAUCUCAAGUCUUUGGCAGCUUUUUGUAUCUUAAUCCUUAAGAUAGUUCUCUAGAAUGUCAUCCUCUUCCUUGACCUGAACACUUGCUUUGUAUAUAGCUUGCAGCUGUAGAGUUAACAGAUUAAAGUUAUGAUCCCCCUAUGUUGAGUGAUGGUUUGGUGUCCUGAUUUCUGCCCCUUACUGGCCUUGUGAACCAAUGUCCCUCAUGAAGCGCAGCUGUGAAAUAAAGCAGACUUGCCUCGUG
This is a messenger RNA of Colius striatus (speckled mousebird), 4462 nucleotides long. It is a transcript of the gene DCAF12, whose product is annotated as DDB1 and CUL4 associated factor 12. Gene Ontology annotation, molecular function: protein binding. Gene Ontology annotation, cellular component: Cul4-RING E3 ubiquitin ligase complex. The record is from RefSeq and is a predicted model, not a curated record. The coding region runs from base 162 to 1532 and encodes 456 amino acids. The transcript is spliced from 9 exons. Lineage: Eukaryota; Metazoa; Chordata; Aves; Coliiformes; Coliidae.